Hypanus sabinus (Atlantic stingray) is the source of this 1698-nucleotide messenger RNA. RefSeq lists its product as uncharacterized. The record is from RefSeq and is a predicted model, not a curated record. NCBI's taxonomy places the organism in Eukaryota, Metazoa, Chordata, Chondrichthyes, Myliobatiformes, Dasyatidae. Bases 235 to 1611 code for a protein of 458 amino acids. The transcript has 2 exons.
AUGGAUUCCGUCAAUGGAAGACACCAGUGAGUUGGUCGCUGGUUUAAACUUUCAGUAGCCUGGAAGGGUUUUCACCAUAUGUUAAUGUGAAGAGUGAACAGUAAAUGGUUAAUCUUACUGCGAUCUGGUUUGCAUUGGCUGUGGUUUAUCCGGACGUUAAAUUCGGCGUUCAUUACACCCGAAGGAGAACGUUACAGUGAAAAAGCGGCAUUAUCAGGUGUUUCAAGUGCUGCAAUGUCAGCUCAAUCCAGCAUCAAGUCGAUGGCGCCCAGCGACAAGGGCAGUAAACCGACAUCAAGUAAGUCCACACAGGCAAGAGCCAAGGCAGAAGCCGCCAAGGUGCGACUGCAUUACGCCAAACAAGAAGCAGUUUUGAAAAUGAAACAGGCCGCCCGAGAAACCGAAAUCCAGAAAGAAAAGGCUGCCAGAGAAGCCAAAGCGGCCGCCCGAGAAGCCAAAAUCCAGUUGGAAAUGGCAAAAAUAUCGACAGAGUUGCAAGUGCUGCAGCUAGAAAGAGAAGGAGAAGCUGCCAUGGCGGAAGCAAAGUACAUAGAAGAAGCUGAAGGGUCACGUGAUCUGACCGAAGUAAGAUCUACUUUAGAAAGGACCAGACUGGAACGCACGAGCGACUAUGUACAAUAUCAAACAGACAGGCAGGCUCGUCUCCCCUCUCCAUACCUAUUCGAUAACUUCCCCAGCUACGAGGAACCUCAGAGAGUCACGAUUGCAUCACAUCCAUACGAGGAAGGAAAUUUACCCUCACGGCUCCGUGAUGAAGUCAAGAAUGAAAGAACCGACAACGCUCCUUCACCCCCACAACAGGACGGCGGGGAGGGAGAGGUUCACUCCAGGACAACAAUUGUCAGCUCGAACUGUACAGAAGUUUGCGGUCAAACUCAGUCAAGCCGUUCUUGUUCCGAGAUCUGCCUCACUGAGGUGUACCCCAAGGAAGCACAACAAGGCGUUAACAAGCGCGAGGCAGGCGACGAGUCGUUGGGCCAGUCAGUCUUCGCUCUAACGAAGUAUGACAACAAACUUGCACAAUCAGCUCAAGAUACCAUUUCUUUAAAAACCAAAGACACCAAGGUCUUCAGAGAUGAAGCAAAUAAUGGGGUUGCCCCAUUGCCUAUCAGAGAACCACGCCAGCGCUCACCAGAUAACAAAGAGCAGGCAGUCAAACGGUUCACGUCCUUACGGAAAACCCGGAAAAGGAAACCUGAAAUGCAGCAACGCACCCGAUUGGCCCACGAGGUACUGUGCACCCUAAUGGCAGAGGUCACAGCCAUUAUAAACGCACAAUCAUUCCUACCUGUGUCUUCUGACCCAGAAAACCCCUUUAUACUUUCGCCAUCAACGCUCCUUACGCAGAAGGCAGGAGCACCUCCUCCACCAGGAGACUUCUCAGACAAGAAUUUGUACACAAAGCAAUGGAGACAAGUCCAGGCUCUGGCAAAUCAGUUCUGGUCCCGCUGGAGACAGAAAUAUCUACCCUCGUUGCAACAGAGACGAAAGUGGACAGAACCCCGCAGGAAUCUUCAAGUUGGAGACUUAGUCCUGCUCAGGGACAAGCAACAGCUGGCCAAUGGCCAGAAUCACUGCUACAUUCCCUAGCGAGGAUGGACAUGUCAGGAAGAUCGAAUUGAAGACUACCGACCAAGGCGAUGUGAAAAUUUACCAAAGGCCAGUUACAGAAGUUAU